Molecule: messenger RNA, 1512 nt
Organism: Aureobasidium vineae
Lineage: Eukaryota; Fungi; Ascomycota; Dothideomycetes; Dothideales; Saccotheciaceae
Source: the annotation of a GenBank genome assembly
AUUGUCGACUUGGUGUUAGACGGAGAGCACGAGACUUCAACAGGAUCAAGAUCCGCACCAAUCGCGCUCAUCUCCAGACAAUGGCGAGAUAUCGUUGAGAGUCGUGUAUUCAAUACCACAAUGGUCGAAGAUGAAGAACUGCAGACAUUUGCCAACAUCUACGGAGGUCAAACAGGCGCACAUCGGCGUGCGUGUCUGCACAAAUUAACCCUGGUAAUCAAUGUACCUGAACGUACAAAUUUCAGAGAUUGGCAGCCUUGCUCAAGAACUGAGCGAGCUGUUAAGAGACAGUGCAAUAACGAGGCAUUCACUGCAGCUCUCAACGCUCCGCUCAGCACUUUGAAGUCUUGGCCCUACGACCCGACACGCGAUCGUGGCAUCCAUUUCCAGAUUUGGGGGUAUCAUGAGGUACGUCUACACGAGAGAGUGAAAUUGCUUGUUCCAGACACAACCCCCAAAGUACGUCGUAUAAACUCUUUCAAGAUUUCAGGAAACGUGGUCGAACUCGGGAAUUUGCCUGUAAUCGCGUCUCGAUUCCCUGGACUGCAAAGCUUCGAUUGGUACGCAGACGGCGAGAUCGGUACCAGUUCGCGGAAAACUUACGCACGUUCGUUUGCGGACUCGUCAAUACGAGAAGCAAGGCUUACUAUAUCCACCAAUACUCCCGAUAACGAGGAUAUCGAGACACCCAGUCUCCUGCUUCCCGGCUCGGCCUCGGAUGAAUUCAUUCAAGCUCUUCACAGUUUCUCGCAACUUGAAAGCUUGUCUGUUCUGGAUGUCCACGAAGCAGUCAUAUCCCCAGCCCUAUUUUGGCCGUCUGAGGUCGGCACCUCCCUACAUUACUGGCCUAGUCUGACCAUCUUGCGAGUAUCUAUCAACUGCAUGGCGGCAGAUGGCGGCUGGUACUUCGAGCAAAACCCCUACGUCCUACCAGAUGAUGAUGGUGAUGAUGAUGAGCGAUCUNCCGUUCAACCCGGACUGGGAGAGCAUGCCAUCAACCCCGAACGAUUAUUCGCAGAGCAGGAAGCUCUAGCUCGGACUGCCAACUUCUCUGAUGACUCUGUGCUCAGCUCCCCGGAUUCUGGUUCUGAAGAAGAGCGUGGACGAAUCUACGAUACUACACACAGGUUCCGCACCUGGCCCUCUCCAAAGAUGGAAAUUUUACUACACUCCAUGGCAAGGGCCGCUACUCGGAUGCCGGCCUUGAAAUUCUUCGCCGCUGGCUCCGAGAUACCUUAUCCCUAUGACCUUUAUUUCCAAUUUUUCUAUAUCAGAGCUGGAGAACAGGAAGAUCUGAAUGAUCUCGACUUUGAGAAUAACGAUGCCUCCAAGUCAAGGUUAUUGUGGCAAGUCCCAAGGUGUUGGCGUAUGAGUGAAAGAGUAGAUAGGCUUUGGAGAGUGAUAUUAGGUCAUGAGGUUAUCAUCGAAUACCAAGAAAGGGUGCUGGCAGCAGGGGGAUACUACACUGAGACCCAUACAGAAAAGAUUAACCCUGGAAGUCCCAAAGUCGAG